UCACUUUCGUUCGGCGAAAUCAUAGAGUAUCUCGUUAUCUCGUUGCCGGUGAUUCGAUUCCCCAAGCUCUAUUAUCCAUGCAAACACCGGCAUAAGUGUUUCCGUGUAUUGACCUCAUGCAUUAAUGGAACAUCAGCUGAUGAUUUGGUAAAGAAGUGUUACAAUUGUUCUCCAUGUGCUGCUUCCGGAAUGAUUUGCAUUUAAUAAACUUCCCCUCAACCCCUCCUCUACUCGCCCGCUGAAAAGAGAACUGAUCCUCACCGCAAUUUGCAGAUUUCUAAUUUGGCGACUUCUAGCAAUUAUGAGAUCUACUGAAAAGACACUCACCAAGAUGCUGGAAAUUGUUUUCAUCUUUCCUGUUCUUGGGCUUUUCAUUCUUCCAACGAUACCUGUGCCAACAUCAGGCCUGCACAAUUUAAAAAAUAAGGAAACACUUGUCGAAUGUCGUUACCUGGAUGAUAUCAAGUUCACCAAAGCUUGUGAGCUCAAAAGUCUGAAAGUUAGCUCUGCAAGCGCGAAUUUAUCCUCUUCAAACUUUGGAAAUAACACAGCACUACAACGUCUAGAUCUCUCUCAUAGGAAGCUCCGUCGAAUUGAACCAGGAACAUUCUCAAAUAUGCGGAGUUUGCUGAGUCUGGAUCUCUCACAUAAUCGCUUAACUCAUCUAGGACAUGGAACAUUCGAAGGACCAAUGCACUUGCGUGUACUGAAUCUCCACGGUAACUCGCUUGUCAGGAUUCCAGAGGAUGCAAUCAGCCUGAAGAACUUGAAAUUUUUGGAUCUUUCGGGAAAUAACCUCACUUGUGAUUGUCAAACGCUCAAAACUCGAGAUGCAUUGAUUUUACAGGGUGUCAUGCUCUCCACCAAAGCAAUUUGUUCAUACCCCGCAAAUCUAAAGGGAGCUAUGCUAACUGAACCUGAUGCAGAGGUUAUAUGUAUAUUUGAAAAGCAGGAUCAAGAUCCAGAGAUGCAGAAUGAUCAGCCUGACAUUUCAACAGAAGGAUCCGGAGAUCGCGCUGCCGGUAACCUCUUUAACGAACUUGCAAAUGAGAAUAUUUCUGAGCAGACUGAUUAUCUUUCACAUUCUAGUUCUGAGGCACUCCCGAAACACAGCGAAAUCACUUCUUAUGGUGUCCCUCUAACAACACCUUUCAUAUCCUCUGAAAAAUAUGAUGAACUAUCCUCCACCAAGCAGCCCACCAUAUCUUCAACUUCUUUAUCUACAGAAUCAAUCAUUUCUGAAAAUAAUUCGGAACAGUCGAAAAGUCUCGAUGUUUUGACGGAAGGAUCAGGGCCAGAUCAGGAAGAUGACGGGUCUGGUCUGGGAUCCACUGGAUUAUUAAUUCCUCCGAUUACCUGGGAUAACGUCACACCUGAAAUUCCGGAAGAUGAAAUUUCUGACGUUGGAGAAACUGUAACUCCAAAUCCAACAUCGACAUCGACGGCUCCUGGUCUUCUAGAUGGUUUCUUCGGAUGGUUUUCUUGGAAAUCAUCAGAACCGACGACAUCCAUGCCAGUCACCACAAUAUCCUCAGAGGAGCUUACUCCUGAAGAUGAACAUUUUAUCGGACUUCCUAACUUCAACAAAUCGUCGCACAAGCAAUCCAGUCCUCUGGAUUCUUUGAAACCUAUAGAAGGGGAGAAGAAAUUCAAUGUAUCAAUCAAUGAUACCGUACUCUAUAACUCGAAACUUCAAGAAUCCCCCAGUAAACCGUCAGUAAUAUUCGAAGAAACUCAGGCGGCAGGAGCUUCUGCAACUCCAGAAACAAAGAAAGGAAUGGGCUCUUAUAUAGUUUUGGGAGUUCUUCUGGGAGUACUAGCAGCUUUGAUCGGUGUUGCAGCAUAUAAAGGUAACUUCUGUAGGGAAAGAAGGAAAAAUAAUUGCAGAAAUGGCAGAAGUGAUGUAGAAAAUGGAACUGAAUUGAAGGACCUUCGAAAGUCAUUACUAGAUGGAACCAACUUAAUGCAGUCAAAAAUAUCGUCGUAUGAAGGCAAACCUGAAGGAGUGCCUCUAGUCACAAUUGGCGAGGAAAUCGGCUCUGCUAAAAAUCCUACCACAUAUGUUGCAUCUGUUACUGAAUCCCCUUCAGAUCUGAAACCUCCAAGAAAAUCAUUUUCUACAACGGAACCACAAUUGAUAGAAACCAAAGAGAAAGUUGCGAGUACUUCAAAUCAUCAGAAUGACCAAUGCAUCGAUCUUAAUGAUCGUAUUAUCAAUGGCAAUAACGGGACCAAUUCGCUAGGUUGGAUCAGAGAAUACCCGUCCUUAGAAACUGUUUCUAAGCAACACCGUACUAAUCUUAUAUCUUCAAGUCCUCCGGCUCAGAGGGUCAAAAUCAUCAUGCAAGAUAAUCCCGCGAGUAUCCCUAAGACACCCUUACUCAUCACCAGAUCUGGUGAUAAUCUAAUAACAACACCCUGAACUCAUCCAGGACAGUUAUAAUUUUUCUUAUCAAUGGCGAUUCACGCUUCAACGAUUUCUUGAACAAGUUAAUAGAGUUAGAUGGAAGUUACUAAAAGAACGUAGUGAUAGCAGCUACAGUGAAAACUCGCCGAGCACCCGUCUAAAUGCACAACGUUUCACCGUGUGAUGAAAAACAUUCCGCCAUUCUAACAUUACCUCCCUUGAGCAUUCUCUGUCUAAUAGCUCCCGUUUUCUCCCUUAUGCGCGAGAAAUGAGCGUAGAAGCAUUUACCAGCUGACAGACCCCCGCUUGCCACCUACGUGCAUCUCUUCUGGUUCUCAGUGUUCUCCCCCUCUCAGAGUUGCAGAGAGUGCGCUCGUUAACUGACAUUGCAAAAAAUCAGACCACCAAACCUGAGCAAUUACCGAAUUUUCACUGCAUAUCUUCUCAAUCGGUUUCUGUGCAUAUCACGUGUUCUUGAAAUCCUAAAUAAAUUCUCAGGAAACUUGAUCUUUAGGGGAAUAAUGUCUAAAAUUUUAACAGUUGAUUACAUGAACAUGUUAUUUUUACGAGUAUGACAGUAAUAAUUUUGAAAAGGUAAUGGGGAAAUGAGUUGUAGACAAGAAUUCACAUUUAUAUUUAUAUUUAAAAUUAUCUUUCAUAUGAGAAGGUGACGACUAUUAAAUUUUUUUUUCGGUUGGAUCCACGGGAUAGAAAUUUAAAUGGCUUGGUAGCAUAUUUAAAAUCCUUCAUUAUGGAUGUAAGUUCCACGCUGAAAAAAUUUUCGGUAAUUAGUUGGUAGAUUUACACCAGCACACGAGCCCCAAUCCAGGUCUAAAUUUUCCACGAAUCUCACAGGAUCGUGUAUAUAAAUCCUUUAUAUAUCUCCGCGCACGUUCCCAAGUGUAGACAUUUAAGGGAAACAGUUGCAUACCCUAACUUUACUGCGCUUUAGAUCACCCAGUGCCAACAACUUGGAAUGAUUACACUGGUUGAUACACUUAGAGACAAUGGACAACACAAAGAUGAGUGAAUGUCCGUACGGGAAAAGCCUUGCGACUACCAGGGGCAGAUAGCCAGAAAAAACGGGUCCUAUUGUAUUGUACACGUAGUCGGCGUGGCGAGACCCAAUGCUCGUCUCAGAAAGAGGUAUCGUCAUGUCUGAACGCGGAAAAAUUUGAAUUUUUGAAAGAAAAACAUGAAUAUUUUUCUUGGUGUAUUUUGCAUUGUAAAACGAUAUCAGUUAUUCAUUCUUUUCUAUAUUAAGUCCAAAUGGAAUUUUUCGGUAGCAAAUGAAUCGAACAAUACUGGCGAAAAGAUUUUCUAAUUUGUGUUAAGAGUGUUUGGACAUCUCCUAAGGGAUAUUUGAACCAUUUAAUUGAGUUUUCCGAAUUUCAGGAAUUAAAUGUUCAGCAAGUGACAGUCUUACUUCAAUUGACAAGAUUUUCGACCUUGAAAAAGCACAGAAACCAGACAUUUUAAUUCCAUAAUUUCAUGGCUUGUCGACUUGUUUCAUUAUAUCGUUUCCACUGUGAAAUCUUUGAACAUCCACCCAUUUCCAGUUAACGACGGAAAUAAGUAAUAAGGGCAAAAAAUUCAAGAUAGUUAGCUGCGGAAAAUGACUGAGCAAAGAUAAUUGAAAAAUGAUCACAGAUGAAAAAAUCUCAUAAACAAUCCUAGUUUUUCACUUAAUGAAACCUUAUUGAAUGCCUAUGAAAAUUCCAUUAGUGUUUGGCUGACUGUUAUUUGGGAUUUGUUCCAUUAUGAACAUUGAAAGAAUAAAGAAACUCAUAGGAAAAAUUAAUUAAAAAGAAUUGAUUUAUACAUAUCAUUUGUGGGAAAUUUCCUUCAAGAAUUGCUAUUAAAAAAAACUUCUAAAGGAAUUUAAUCACAAACUUAUAUAAUUUUUAUAAAAAUCUUAUAGCAUUUCAACAAAAUUAUAUGGCGAGUCCGAUAAUAUUUUCAGUUGAGUUGGUUUUAUACGUGAUAUCGAAAAGACCCAGUGGCGGCGUCGAUUAAUUUUAAAUUUACCCUCAGGACGUAUGAUGGGUGAUGUUAUUAAGAGGGUAGUUAGCCUACAGGAAGAAUUUUUUAAGUUGAAUUGGGGAAAAUUGGUUUGAAUUUUUAGGUGGUAAGAUUUUGUAAAUCAAGCCCUACUUUAUAUAAUUAUAAUGUAAAAAAAUACUGAAGUUUCCUACCAUCACUAAUUUGCUGACAUUUUAUAGUUCACUGAACCCAAUUUGACGUAUCUUGGAACAACACCAGGUAUCGGGCUACCCAUUGAUGGUGUAUAAUUUGGCUAGUUACUAAUCGUAAACACGAGUCUCAUGCGCAAUUCAGCCUGGGUCCGAGGUGUAAUUUUUGGUGCAAAUCUACUAAGUAAUUAUCCAAUGGUUUUAAUGUAUGGGAUUUCCCAUGUGGAAUUCGGUAUUGCAAACUUUUCAAAUCCUAAUAUUGGAAAAUUACUAAGCAUAAAUUUGGUCUAGGCUGUUGUGAUCAAAUUAUUUCUUUGGCCCAGGCUCGUCUAGGCUGAUGUGAUGGAAUUUUUUUUUUUCGUCCACAUGGAAAACAUAUAUAUCCAGAAAUAUAGGCCAUUAAUAUCCGAAUAUAUGUCGCAUACAUUCCGGCAAAAGAUACAUUAUCUAUAUGCAUGUAGUUUAAAUAAAUCCGUGCCGAUAUAAUUUUUGUAAUAAUUUUUGGAUUAUAUGUUUCGUCAUGCGGGGGCUGAUAGGUUUCUCGCCGUCGGCUCAGGCAGGAUAUCGGUAUCGUUAGAAAGCACCGAGUAUACGACUUCCAUUACCGCUCAAUCUCGACAGGCAUGAUCUCAGAUUUGCAUUAUGUAGCGGGAAUUGAUAGUACCAUUUAGAAGGUGAUAUGCUGUGUAUAAAUUUGAAUAAAUAACUAAUCUGAGUCUUUA
Molecule: messenger RNA, 5321 nt
Organism: Fopius arisanus
Lineage: Eukaryota; Metazoa; Arthropoda; Insecta; Hymenoptera; Braconidae
Gene: wdp
Exons: 3
Coding region: 302-2422 (706 amino acids)
Biological process (GO): cell surface receptor signaling pathway
Cellular component (GO): plasma membrane
Molecular function (GO): protein binding
Source: RefSeq, a predicted model, not a curated record